AUGCCAUCAUCCAAUACUACCGGUUUAGCCCGCGCUACGAUUAAAUACGAUAAUGGCAAGACACUCAUGGCUCAAGGACCACAGGCACUACAUGAUCAUGUUGCAUCACGUAUGGAAAAAGCACUGGGUCGAGCUUUACCACAAAUGGAAGUACGAUUCAAGAAUAUCUCCAUCUCGGCCGAUAUUAUCGUCAAAGACGAGACCAAUGUCAAGGUCGAGCUUCCUACACUCACGAAUGAACUCAUUAAAAGUGUUCGAGCUCUCGGUGCUAAGAAACACACAGUCAAGAAACAGAUCUUGAAAGAUAUUAGUGGCGUCUUCAAGCCUGGUACAAUCACGCUUGUGCUGGGUCAGCCUGGAUCUGGAAAGUCGUCACUCAUGAAAUUACUGAGUGGUCGCUUUCCCAUGGACAAGAACAUUACGGUGGAAGGUGAAGUGACGUACAAUGGCACAAAUGCCAAUGAGUUAGUCAAACACCUGCCUCAGUUUGUCUCCUAUGUCACACAGCGUGACAAGCAUUAUCCAUCACUUACGGUCAAGGAGACACUUGAGUUUGCACAUGUCUGCUGCGGUAAAGGCUCUUUGAAACGUGACGCCCAACACUACACUGGCGGUACACCCGAAGAGAACAAGGCUGCGCUCGACGCUGCCAGAGCCAUGUUCAAGCACUACCCGGACAUUGUCAUCCAGCAGCUUGGACUUGAAAACUGCCAGAAUACUAUCGUAGGGGACGCCAUGACCCGUGGUGUGUCUGGUGGAGAGCGCAAGCGCGUGACCACUGGUGAGAUGGAGUUUGGCAACAAGUACGUCAUGAUGAUGGACGAGAUUAGCACGGGUCUUGACAGUGCCGCCACUUUUGACAUCAUUACCACGCAGCGCAGCCUUGCCAAGAAGUUCCGCAAGACAAUCGUAAUUUCUCUGCUGCAGCCAUCGCCUGAGGUGUUUGAGCUGUUCGACGACGUGAUCAUCCUGAAUGAGGGUCACGUGAUGUACCACGGUCCGCAAGAUCUGGCGCUGAGCUACUUUGAGAGCUUAGGCUUCAAAUGUCCGCCUCAUCGAGAUGUGGCAGACUUCUUGUUGGAUUUGGGCACAGACAAGCAGUUUCAGUACGAAGUGGAAUCGAUUUCAUUCACCAACAUCCCACGUUCGACCAGCCAGUAUGCCGAUGCGUUCACCCGCUCGGCCAUAUAUGAUCGUAUGGUGCAAGAGCUGAAUGGCCCUGUCCAUCCAGGUUUGGUCAAAGACAAGGCGACGUACAUUGAUCCGAUCCCGGAAUUUCACCAGAACUUUUGGGACAGCACGAUUGCUGUGGUGCAGCGUCAGAUCAAGCUUACAAAACGCGAUACAGCGUUCCUUGUUGGUCGCUCCGUCAUGGUAAUUUUGAUGGGGCUGCUGUAUUCAAGUGUGUACUACCAGUUCGAUGAGACCAACUCACAGCUUGUCAUGGGCAUCAUUUUCAAUGCUGCGCUAUUUGUAUCAAUGGGACAGCAAGCGCAGAUUCCAGUGUUUAUUGCAGCUCGCGAAGUGUUUUACAAGCAACGCCGAUCUAACUUCUUUCGUACCUCAUCUUUCGUGCUUUCCAAUUCGGUAAGCCAAAUUCCACUGGGGGUGGCUGAAUGUUUGGUGUUCGGCUCAAUUUUAUACUGGAUGUGCGGAUAUGUGUCAACAAUUGAAGCCUUCUUGAUGUUUGAGCUUGUUCUCUUCAUGACGAACCUCGCCAUGGCAGCGUGGUUUUUCUUUCUGUCGUGUGUAUCGCCUGAUCUAAACGUGGCCAACCCAGUUUCUAUGGUCUCCAUCAUCUUCUUCGUUGUGUUUGCCGGCUUCGUUAUCACAAAAGGCCAGAUUCCUGACUAUCUCAUUUGGAUCUACUGGAUCAACCCCGUGGCAUGGAGUAUUCGUGCGCUUGCUGUGAACCAGUACACUGACUCCAGUUUCGAAACAUGCGUGUACAAUGAGGUUGACUACUGCGCCGACUACAACAUGACUAUGGGGGAAUAUUCGCUGACAGCGUUUGAAGUACCAACCGAGAAGUUCUGGCUGUGGUAUGGUGUAGUGUACAUGGCGGCUGCAUACCUUUUCUUCAUGUUUAUGUCAUACGUUGUACUGGAAUACUACCGGUUCGAAACUCCUGAGAACGUGACCUUGAACGCAAACGAGACCUCUGAUGACUACGGCCUCAUUCAGACACCACGAAGUUCUGCCGCCGAAGCGUCGACCUCUCUGUCCGUAGCACCAGACAGUAGUAAGCACGUCAUUCCAAUCACGGUUGCGUUCAAGGACCUAUGGUACAGCGUGCCAGACCCAGCCAAUCCCAAGGAAACCAUCGACUUGCUCAAGGGCAUCAGCGGAUACGCACUACCAGGUACCAUCACAGCACUGAUGGGAUCAUCUGGUGCCGGCAAGACCACGCUCAUGGAUGUCAUCGCCGGACGCAAGACAGGAGGCAAGAUCGCCGGGCAAAUCUUGCUCAACGGCUACCCAGCCACUGACCUUGCCAUCCGACGAUCUACUGGAUACUGCGAGCAGACAGAUGUCCACUCUGAGUCAGCAACAAUUCGUGAGGCACUCACAUUCAGCGCGUUUCUUCGUCAGGGUGCCGAAGUUCCUGACAGCUACAAGUAUGACUCAGUGAACGAAUGUCUUGAACUGCUAGAUCUACACCCAAUCGCCGACCAAAUCAUCCGCGGCAGCUCCGUGGAGCAGAUGAAGCGGUUAACUAUCGGUGUGGAGCUGGCAGCGCAGCCGAGCGUGCUGUUUCUUGAUGAACCCACGAGCGGACUGGACGCGCGUUCUGCCAAGCUUAUCAUGGACGGCGUCCGCAAGGUGGCGAAUACGGGCCGCACCGUUGUAUGCACGAUUCACCAACCUUCGACUAAAGUCUUUGGCGUGUUCGACAGCCUGCUGCUGCUAAAGCGUGGUGGUGAAACAGUGUUUGCGGGUGAGCUGGGGAAAAAUGCAAGUCAGAUGAUCGCGUACUUUGAGUCCAUCGAAGGUGUGACGCCGCUGAAGGACAACUACAAUCCGGCGACGUGGAUGUUGGAAGUGAUUGGUGCGGGCGUGGGUAACAGCAACGGUGGCGAGACGGAUUUUGUAGAGGUUUUUAAGAACAGCAAGCAGUUCCAGUUCUUGCAGUCAAACUUGGACCGCGACGGUGUGUCCCGACCGUCGACCACCUUGCCUGAAUUGGCAUACACCGACAAGCGUGCUGCAAGUGAGCUCACCCAGAUGACGCUCCUGAUGCAACGCUUCUUUCGGAUGUACUGGCGUACAGCUUCGUACAACCUGACUCGGUUCAGCCUUUUUCUAGUUCUUGGUCUUCUUUUCGGCAUCACGUACAUCAGUGCCGAAUACAGCUCGUACGCCGGUAUCAACUCGGGUAUGGGCAUGCUGUUUUGCACGACAGGCUUUAUUGGCUUCGUCGCGUUCAGCAGUAUCGUGCCCAUUGCAUCGGAAGACCGCUUGGCAUUUUACCGCGAGCGUGCGUCUCAGACGUACAACGCGCUGUGGUAUUUUGUGGCAUCAACAGUGGUAGAGAUACCAUACGUGUUUUUUGGCACGAUGCUCUUCAUGGCGCUGUACUAUCCGAUGGUUGGGUUUACCGGCGUGACGACGUUCUUUGCUUACUGGGUUCAUCUAUCGAUGCACGUGCUGUGGCAGGCAUACUUCGGUCAGCUGAUGUCGUACUUGCUGCCGACGGUUGAAGUCGCAACUGUUUUUGGGAUGCUUUUGCAGAUGAUCUUCUUCCUAUUCAACGGCUUCAAUCCUCCUGCAGGUUCCAUCCCGAGCGGCUACAAGUGGCUGUACCACAUCACGCCACACAAGUACUCAUUGGCGCUAGUUGCAUCCCUCGUAUUUGGUGACUGCCCGAGCGACGGAGAUGGUUCGGAGGUUGGUUGUCAGGUUAUGGCGGAUCUGCCUCCAUCUCUUGCCGAGAACAUGACAGUGAAGGAGUAUCUGGAGGAUGUUUUCAUGAUGAAACACAGUGAGAUCUGGAAGAAUUUUGCUUUUGUCUUGGGCUUCAUCGUGGUCACACGCUUGCUAGGUUUGCUGGCUCUGCGCUUUGUCAACCAUCAGAAGAAGUAG
Peronospora belbahrii is the source of this 4083-nucleotide messenger RNA. Lineage: Eukaryota; Oomycota; Peronosporomycetes; Peronosporales; Peronosporaceae. The record is from the annotation of a GenBank genome assembly.